This is a messenger RNA of Enterobius vermicularis (human pinworm), 1473 nucleotides long. Lineage: Eukaryota; Metazoa; Nematoda; Chromadorea; Rhabditida; Oxyuridae. The record is from the annotation of a GenBank genome assembly.
GGAGUUACUGCUGACGAACGUUUCGAUUCCGGUUAUCAUUCAUCGGCGGCAGUUGCUGAAGACCAAAGAGCGUCUAAGAAUGGACCUGCAAUUACUGCUAGAGAACAUGUGACUCCUCGUAAGGAUUCUUCUGCGGAAGCGGAAACUGAAAUACUUCGUGACACAAUUUCCUCAGGUGCGAUUGGAAAUGAAGGGAAUUCUGGCGAGAACCCUACAGAUUUUAUAAAAGGAGUGACAGGAAAUAACGGUGUUUUUAAUAGUGGGGACUUUCUUUCUGCAAGCGAAGCUGAUGCGAAAGCUUCUGUAGUUUUGAAUGGGCUGGCAUUUGGAACUACUGAAAACAUAUAUGCUACACGUCGUUUUUCGUCAGAAUUGUCUCCAUCUUACACUUGUGAAAAUCCUGGUUGCAUGAGCGGACAGAAGCUCGACUCGUUCUUUUCCUUUGCAUUAGCGUGCUAUCGAAUAUUGAAUGGAGCUAACAGUAGCAGUAUUUCUGGUCAAAAUGUUACUGACAGUGCUGGAGCUCCAGCUACAGUAAAUAAUGGAAGUAAUUUUAUUUUAUCAACGACCGGAAAAAAUCAGUCCCCGUAUGUUGGAACCAUCUCUGGUAACAGUGCUGGUACAAUACUUCCAUAUUUAUCAUUUGCAUCGAAACCUGGUUUCAAUUCUACUGACGUUAUUGGCUAUCCUUCUAGUACCAGCGGUGGCGGAGUAACAAAAGACAGUAAUAUUGUUUCUGCUAUUACCUCAACGCUUUUCACUAAGCCAUUAACGCAUAGCGUAUCAUUUACUGAAAAUUCUCAAAUUUCACCGCUCGCUCAAAGUGUUCACAAAACCAUUUAUUCAACAAGUGCCUUGAAGCGUGUUUCAUUAACUGAUAUAACAAACGGAAGAUUACUCGAUGGUCAUGAGAAUAGAUCUGCGGUAGUGACGACUGACUCAUCACCAGAGAAAGGAGGCACAGGAAAACGUAGUAGUUUUCGCAAUGCAUCUCCAAUGUUUUCUUGGACAUCAUGGUAUUUUCGUGGUUCGAAGGGCUUUCCCGACUCGUCAUCUUUGUCGUCGUCGGAAUACCCAGGACAUACACGUUAUGGUUGUGGACCAGGUAUAUUUCAUCGUCCUUGCCAUAGCAGUUCCGAUGGGUCAUGGGAACUACACUGGCCACAUCCAACCAAAUUUACCAAAAAGCCGUCGAGUUACACGUCUCCACAACAUUCAGCUGUGACGGUACCUACAGUAACUAAAAUACCGUCUGGAUGCCCUAAACUGAAAAUCUGCAUAGAUAACUCACAAUUACCUGAACAAAAUCAUUCUGCAUUGCACAGUGAUCAACCCGUGGGAACAAGAGUAGUUCACGUUUGUGCAGCAAAAUAUGUGUUUUCUAAAAGUCUUCAACCGAUCAACGUAUAUGUUUGCGAAGAAGACGGUUUUUGGAGUGGCAGUCUUGAUUUACUGGACAUAGUAAGUAGCUGA